GAUCUCCUCUUUCUGAGUCCAGCUGUGCUUCUCUCCUGCUGCUCCCUCUCAUAGCGCAGCGCUGCUCGAUCACUCAGGCUGUGCAAUGGAGAGAUGGACGAUGCUGGCCGUGUCCGUGCUGCUGUGCUGCAGCUGCACUGUGGUUACUGCCAUCCAGAGGGCUGACAUGUUUCCUUACGGCACUUUAAAUGGAGAUUCGGUGUUGAGAGAAGGCGACGAUGAGACGUCCAAAGUGCUGUCCCUGCCCAGACCCUUGUACUUCUACAACUCCCCUUUCUCCCAGCUAUACGUGGCCACCAAUGGCAUCAUAUCAGCCCAGGACUUGCCAAUGGAGAAGCAAUACGUUGAUGAUGGAUUCCCCACAGACUUCCCUGCGGUGGCUCCAUUCCUGGCUGACAUUGACACAAGCGGAGGGCGAGGACAGAUUUACUACAGGGUGACUGAAACACCCAGUGUGCUCAACAGAGUCGCACAGGAAGUACAGCGGGGGUUCCCAGAUGCAAAGUUCACACCCACACAUGCUGUAGUUGCAACGUGGGAAAAUGUCCCGGCAUAUGAAGAACAAACUCGACCCCCUAGCCCCCCAAACAAGAUCAAUACGUUCCAGGCUGUUAUUGGUUAUGAUGAGACAGACUCAUAUGUCCUCUUCCUCUACCCUGAAGGCGGUCUGAACUUCUUUGGCACACUGCCUAAGGAGUCAUAUAAUGUUGAGAUAGAGCUUCCAGCAAGAGUUGGCUUCAGCAGAGGAGAAAUUCCAUAUUUAAUAUUUUCCCGAACUGAAGGCCCUUACUACAGUGUCACCAGUAAUGAGCAGAGUGUUAAAAACCUCUACCAGUUUGGUAACAGUGGAAUUCCAGGCCUUUGGCUUUUCCACACUGGAAAUCGUUAUUCCUUUGACAACAUUGUACCUGCAUCCAUUAGAGGUCCUGUUUCUACUCCACCAACUGUAGGAUAUGACUCCCAUGUGGGCACCACCACCCCAGACUAUGAUGAAUUUGAAGAGUAUGUGGAGAAUACGUUCGACCCUAAUACCCAAGAAAGAGAAGAUGAUUAUCCUUUAACAGGGAGGAACCCUGAAUUCCAGCCUGCACCUGCUGAUGGUGACCGAUCAAGUUUCCUUCUACGGCAAAGCCAUUAUGGGAGCGACAAUAUACCAUUGACCUCUGAACCUGUGUAUGGUUUAGAGCCACCAGAAAGGCAGUACGCUUCCCCUAAUCCUCCACAGACAGUCGCAGAGGGAGGUGCUCAGCAGCCCCAGGAACAGCAACCACAGCUGCCUCUGGAAGUGGUGAAUGUGCACACCCCACAUAGAAAUGCUCCGCCUCUUUCCCCUGGAGCACAUGUGGUCAGUGUGGAUGAAGAACAGGUUAAUUUUGACACAGGAGUGAUUCAAUAUACUACAGAGAAUAAGGAAACAUGUGCCAGAUUCCUGCAGCAGUGCUCCCAGAAUGCAUUUUGCACUGACUAUGCCACAGGCUUCUGCUGUCACUGCCAACCAGGCUUCUAUGGAAAUGGACGCCAGUGUCUGCCUGAUGGUGCCCCCCAGCGUGUUAGCGGUAAGGUGAGCGGCACUGUGUAUGUGGGAUCGACUCCAGUAUCGCUGAACAACAUUGAUCUCCAUGCCUACAUCGUGGUGGGAGACGGGAGGGCGUAUACUGCCAUCAGCGAGGUACCAGAACCAGUGGGCUGGGCACUGAUGCCAGUUGCACCCAUUGGAGAGCUAUUUGGAUGGCUGUUUGCUUUGGAACUGCAGAAUAGCCAAGCAGGAUUCAAACUGACAGGUGCUGAGUUCAGUCGUCACGCAGAGGUUGUAUUUUACCCUGGCAACCAGCGCUUCUCAAUUAUUCAGACGGGCCGUGGCCUCGAUGACCAAAACCACCUAACCGUGGAUACUGUAAUCAGCGGCAGUGUGCCCUUCCUUCCUCCUGGUGCUGAAGUUACCAUGGAGCCCUUCAAAGAGACUUAUCAGUAUUACCCCUCAGUUGCAACCUCCACCUCUAUUAGAGAGUAUUCAGUGGUUACAGCAGACCGAGGGUCCGAGUCCUUCUCUUUCCAGCUGAAACAGAAUAUCACCUACCGUGACUGCCCACACAACAACCAAGCUGCCACCCCGGAGACUUUGCAGAUCCUUAUGGAGAGGGUGUUUGUCAUGUUCGUGAAGGAGGAGCGGAUCCUGAGAUACGCCAUCACCAACAAGAUCAGCCCAGUUAGAGCUCCAGGCCCUGAGCUGUACAACCCUUGCUAUGCCGGGACCCAUGACUGCGACACCACAGCCCAGUGCAUCCCGUUAGAGGACCUGGCUUUCCAGUGCCAGUGCGCUACUGGUUAUACAGGAGAUGGGCACAACUGUUACGACAUAGAUGAGUGCGCUGAGGGUUCGGGCACAUGUGGGGAUAAUUCUGAGUGUGUGAACCUGCCUGGGAGUCACCGCUGUCACUGCCAGACGGGCUACGAAUUUAGCUACGAUGGGCGUACCUGUGUUGAUCAACCGGAGCGUCUUAAAACUCACUGUGAGCACCACAGAGACAGCGUAAAGACCACCAGUGCUGAUGGAUAUCCUAUAGUUGGAGUCUACAAACCACAGUGUGAUGCAGAAGGACAGUAUCUACCUCAGCAGUGCCAUGGCUCCACUGGCUAUUGUUGGUGUGUGGACAGUAGAGGAGAGGAGAGAGCAGGAACCAGGACUCCACCUGGUGCACCACCUGUAGACUGUGACAGACCAGUUCAACCAGAGCGUGCUAAAACUCACUGUGAGCACCACAGAGACAGUGUAAAGACCACCAGUGAUGAUGAAUAUCCUAUAGUCUACAAACCACAGUGUGAUGCAGAAGGACAGUAUUUGCCUCAGCAGUGCCAUGGCUCCACUGGCUAUUGUUGGUGUGUGGACAGUAGAGGAGAGGAGAGAGCAGGAACCAGGACUCCACCUGGUGCACCACCUGUAGACUGUGACAGACCAGAUCAACCAGAGCCUGUUAAAACUCACUGUGAGCACCACAGAGACAGCGUAAAGACGACCAGCGCUGAUGGAUAUCCUAUAGCUGGAGUCUAUGUACCACAGUGUGAUGCAAAAGGACAGUAUCUACCUCAGCAGUGCCAUGGCUCCACUGGCUAUUGUUGGUGUGUGGACAGUAGAGGAGAGGAGAGAGCAGGAACCAGGACUCCACCUGGUGCACCACCUGUAGACUGUGACAGACCAGAUCAACCAGAGCGUCUUAAAACUUACUGUGAGCACCACAGAGACAGCGUGAAGGCCACCAGUCCAGACGGAAAUCCUAUAGCUGGAGUCUAUGUACCACAGUGUGAUGCAGAAGGACAGUAUCUACCUCAGCAGUGCCAUGGCUCCACUGGCUAUUGUUGGUGUGUGGACAGUAGAGGAGAGGAGAGAGCAGGAACCAGGACUCCACCUGGUGCACCACCUGUAGACUGUGACAGACCAGUUCAACCAGAGCGUGCUAAAACUCACUGUGAGCACCACAGAGACAGCGUAAAGACCACCAGUCCUGAUGGAUAUCCUAUAACUGGAGUCUACAAACCACAGUGUGAUGCAGAAGGACAGUAUCUACCUCAGCAGUGCCAUGGCUCCACUGGCUAUUGUUGGUGUGUGGACAGUAGAGGAGAGGAGAGAGCAGGAACCAGGACUCCACCUGGUGCACCACCUGUAGACUGUGACAGACCAGAUCAACCAGAACGUGCUAAAACUCACUGUGAGCACCACAGAGACAGCGUAAAGACCACCAGCGCUGAUGGAUAUCCUAUAGUUGGAGUCUACAAACCACAGUGUGAUGCAAAAGGACAGUAUCUACCUCAGCAGUGCCAUGGCUCCACUGGCUAUUGUUGGUGUGUGGACAGUAGAGGAGAGGAGAGAGCAGGAACCAGGACUCCACCUGGUGCACCACCUGUAGACUGUGACAGACCAGUUCAACCAGAGCGUGCUAAAACUCACUGUGAGCACCACAGAGACAGCGUAAAGACCACCGGUGCUGAUGGAUAUCCUAUAACUGGAGUCUACAAACCACAGUGUGAUGCAGAAGGACAGUAUCUACCUCAGCAGUGCCAUGGCUCCACUGGCUAUUGUUGGUGUGUGGACAGUAGAGGAGAGGAGAGAGCAGGAACCAGGACUCCACCUGGUGCACCACCUGUAGACUGUGACAGACCAGUUGCAGUGACUCCAACAGAACGCCCUGAGAGCAUGUGUGAGCGAUGGAGAGCCAGUUUGAUUGAACACUAUGGUGGAAAACCUGGCCCACAGCAGUAUGUACCUCAGUGUGAGCCAGAUGGAGAGUUCAGUCCAGUCCAGUGUUACGGGGAGACCAACUACUGUUGGUGUGUGGACCAGAAUGGACACAUGGUUCCCGGAACCAAAUCAGAUGAUGCUGUCAAACCUGCAUGCAUCUCGUCAGUGGCACCGCCUACCGUGCGUCCAACAUCCCGUCCAGAUGUCACCCCUCCCACAAACACUGACAUCACACUGCUGUAUGCUCAGGGACAGAAAAUAGGAGCGCUGCCUCUCAACGGGACCAGACUAGACGAAAGUCGGUCCAAAACCCUAUUGGCUCUCCAUGGUUCCAUAGUUGUUGGUAUAGCCUAUGACUGCAAAGAAAACCAAGUCUACUGGACAGAUUUGUCUGCGAGAUCAAUCAACAGAGCUUCAAUGGUGUCUGGUGCUGAGCCUGAGGUUCUCAUUAACACAAAUCUCGUCAGUCCAGAAGGUUUGGCAGUGGAUGUCAAACGCCGGCUGAUGUUCUGGGUGGACUCUACUCCUGAUGUGAUUGAAAGAGCCAACUUGGACGGCAGUGGGAGGAGGACCCUGUUUGACACAGACUUGGUCAACCCCCGUGCCAUCAUAGUGGUUUCCUCCACCGGUACUCUGUAUUGGACAGACUGGAACAGAGAGGCCCCUAAGAUCGAGAGCUCAUCAGUGGAUGGUCAAAACCGCCGGGUAAUAGUGUCUGAUGGGAUUGGUUUGCCAAAUGCUCUAACAUAUGACUCUGCUUCUGAACAGAUCUGCUGGGCUGAUGCAGGUACAAAGCGUUUAGAGUGUAUAUCUUCAGAUGGUUCAGGUCGAAGAGUAAUCCACACCAACCUCAACUACCCAUUCAGCAUGGUCUACUACAGGAACCACUUCUAUUACACUGACUGGCGGAGGGAUGGCGUGAUUGCAGUGAAUAAAGACAGAAGUCUGUUCACUGAUGAGUACUUGCCUGAGCAGCGCUCUCAUUUGUAUGGCAUCACCGUAGCAACGACCCACUGCCUACCAGGGAGCCACUAACGACGGCCUGCACCCGCAGUGCGCUUUGGUGCUAAAGUUCUGAGGUGAUUCAUGGACAUAGGGCAGGUCCAGGCCCUCUGGUGUCCCUCUGGAAAAAGGACACUCAGCAGGGAGCAAAGAUGGCUUCCGACAGCCAGAUCAGCAAUCAGAGCAAAUUUACACCCACUCCAACCCCAGUAUCUCACCGUAAUGUAACCCAAAGUAAAUGAUUUGUAAAUUUGUUUUAUACCUCAGUUUUAGUUUUUUUCUACUGUAUUUUUGUAUUGCUUGAGAUUUUUGUUUUUCUGUUGAAUAAAGGUGCAGAACAAUGAAAUCAGAUGUUAAAAUGCAUGGUUGUAGUUUUUGGGGGCUUCCUUGUACUUUAAAGCCAAAGAAGAAUAAUUUGAAGCUUUUCCUUUUGGGAAACCUAACAUCAAGCUGUUGUUUUUUUUUUUUAAUAUAUCAACAAAUAACAUUGGCCAUUAAGUUGAGAAGUUACAGUUGCACUCAUAGUGGUCUCUGGUUAACAAGAACAACUGCAUAUUAAAGGUGCAGUCUGGCUUUUUGGGAAUAACACUGCACUCACAUCCAUGAGCUAAAUACACAGACUAAGAAAAACUGGAUAUACGAUAUAUGGAAAAAAGUCCUUGCCACACAUUACACCUAAAGAAGUUGCUCGACCAUGGAAGCCCAUGCCAUGAAAUUCCUAGCACACAGCUUUUUGUGUUGAUGUUAAUGACAGAGGAUUUGAAACUCGGUGGUUACUGAGUCAGCGGACGUUGGCGACUUUUGCGCACUACGUGUCGCAGCACUUUACGUGGUUUGAUUAUGUGUCCAAAUUGCAAUAAAACAACACUUAUGUCUUUUAGUCUUUGUUACACUGAAGCUAGUUUUGCCCAUAAAAUGCUAGCAUUAUGCUAAUGCCUGUUAAAGAUUUACAUCAGAAAACGCUUGAUUGAUGUUAGACUUUAGGUAGACUUCAGAAGUUGUUUGUUGGUGACUGUUAUUAAGAGACAUUGUCUGGCUACUGCUCCACUGAGCCCCUUUCAUUCUGGACUGUCUUGUAAACAGUCUGUUAGAAAUAACAGUUAAAAGAAUAAGAGCUCUGAGACGUUAAACUUGCAGCGUGCAAAGUCCUAGUUUCUCAGUUGGAUUUACACCAUGCUAUCAUACACCUUGGCAUUUCCACUCAGUGGGUAAAGUCAUAGUGGCUACGUUCUUCUUUUAUAUACAGUCUAUGCUUAAAGAUAAAGCCACAGUCAGGAGAAGACUAGUUUACCAUCACUGAACGAGUGGAAGCAGGGAUAAAAUACAGCACCUAACACUAAAGAUUAAAGAUGACUUGAUUCUUUUAUAUCAGCAAAAGUAAAAUGUAAGAGCAUCUAUUAGUUUAAAGAAAGUUUAGCUACUCUUUCUUGACAGGUAGCCACGCUAGGAGCAUAUAUAGCACACAGCUAUACAUCUUUUUCCCCCCAAAUGUAUUGAUACCUGCCAAGGAAUCAUGAUACUUGUAACCCUUGUCACUGAUACUGUUGUAUGCCUACCAGUUUUUGUAAUCAGAUUACUGUAAUCGGAGUAUGUUUCUCCAGCCCCCCCCCAUCCAAUUAGCCCUACUAUACAUAUCUGCACUACUAAUUGUAUUUCACACAAAUGACAUCUUUUAGCAAAUACUUUUUCUUCUUCUACUUUAAUUUUUUUUUAUAAGGUGUGAUAUUUAUAAAAUAAAAUGUGACUGGGUACUUCAGACACUUUCUGAACGUUUGUCUUUUCUUUUGCUUUAUUGUGAAAAAAAAAGAAUUGUCAAAGAUUCACCACAAAAGAAGCGCAGGAGUCAAACUGUGUGCAGCUGGAUUUAUAGAUUUUCCCCUCACACCUCAAAAUAACAAUUUCUGUUCAUCUGCAAAAAAUAUUUCAUCAGAAACACCAGAAACAAAUAUAACAGUCAGUUUGAAUAUUGCAGAAGAAAAGAUGCUGCUUGAGAAGCUUUAAACUUUGUUACUGGAUAAUUAAUGGAAAACAUUUUUAUUUAUUUAUCA
Messenger RNA from Oreochromis niloticus (Nile tilapia), 7284 nucleotides. It is a transcript of the gene nid2a, whose product is annotated as nidogen 2a (osteonidogen). The transcript is spliced from 39 exons. NCBI's taxonomy places the organism in Eukaryota, Metazoa, Chordata, Actinopteri, Cichliformes, Cichlidae. The coding region runs from base 86 to 5269 and encodes 1727 amino acids. Gene Ontology annotation, biological process: cell-matrix adhesion. The record is from RefSeq and is a predicted model, not a curated record. Gene Ontology annotation, molecular function: calcium ion binding. Gene Ontology annotation, cellular component: basement membrane.